AUGUCGACGUCUGAUUCUACUUCUGGCUCUUCAACUCAUCCUCCUCUUGUACUUCUUUUUUCUUUCUUUAAAAAAAUCUUAACCUAUUUACCUCGAAAAAAACCUUUUCCAGCUACGGGUUCCUCAGCUCUUCCUUUACCCAACUCCAACUCGUCUUCCUCCAAAAGUACUGGUUCUGUAUCAUCUCCUUGUCGUACUCGUCUUCAACUCAAAGGCGACCUCUCUACCAUCCAAAAAGGAAAUUCACCUAUCCCUGAAUAUGUUUCAAAAAUCAAGGAAAUUGCUGACGCCCUUGAGUCUGUCCAUGAACCUGUUUCUGAUCUUGAACUUGUCUCCGCUACACUUCGCGGUUUAGGUGAUGAUUGGAUCAACAUAUAUAAUGCAAUCCGUUGUCGUUCCACUCUUCCAACGUUUUCUGAACUCCAUGCAUUACUUCUCCAAAGUUCUUCGGAAUACAACAACGGUAUUGGUGGUGCUAGAUUUUCUCGUUGUGACACAAAGAUGCUCCGACUCGGAUUUGUCAAACCUGAGAUUAUUAGCUGGGCACCACGAAUUAUUGUCCUGCAUAAUUUCUUAAGUUCGGAAGAAUGUGAUUAUCUUAUAGCAAUUUCCAAGCCUCGGCUCAAGCGUUCUACGGUAAAUGUAGUGAAAACAGGCAAGGCAAUGAAGAGUGAGCUAAGGACGAGUUUUAGUACGACUUUAAUAAAGGCAGAGAGUAAGAAUCCUAUUGUACAGGCUAUUGAAAAACGAAUUUCGGAAUUCUCUCAAGUACCAUUAGAAAACGGAGAGCGUAUUCACGUUAUGAGGUAUGAAAAGAAUCAGUACUUUAGGCUACAUAGCGACUACUUUUUGGACACUACAAACAUCGAGCAAAGUGGAGGUCAGAGAAUAGCAACAAUGCUCAUGUAUUGGAGCGACAAUGUGGAAGGAGGUGAAACUUACUUCCCCAUGGCUGGAACAGGAAAAUGUAGUUGUGCUGGAAAAAUGUUAAAGGGGUCAUCUGUAAAACCGAUUAAAGGAGAUGCAGUUCUUUUCUGGAGCUUGGGACUUGAUGGGGAGGUAGAUCCAAAGAGUGUACAUACAGGAUGCGAAGUCUUAUCUGGAGAGAAAUGGUGUGCUACGAAAUUCAUGAGGCAGAAUAAAUACUACUAA
This is a messenger RNA of Papaver somniferum (opium poppy), 1152 nucleotides long. Its product is annotated as prolyl 4-hydroxylase 1-like. Gene Ontology annotation, molecular function: L-ascorbic acid binding; procollagen-proline 4-dioxygenase activity; iron ion binding. The transcript is spliced from 10 exons. The record is from RefSeq and is a predicted model, not a curated record. Bases 1 to 1152 code for a protein of 383 amino acids. Gene Ontology annotation, biological process: peptidyl-proline hydroxylation to 4-hydroxy-L-proline. NCBI's taxonomy places the organism in Eukaryota, Viridiplantae, Streptophyta, Magnoliopsida, Ranunculales, Papaveraceae. Gene Ontology annotation, cellular component: endoplasmic reticulum.